Oncorhynchus masou masou (cherry salmon) is the source of this 423-nucleotide messenger RNA. Its product is annotated as C-X-C motif chemokine 13-like. The transcript is spliced from 4 exons. The coding region runs from base 22 to 354 and encodes 110 amino acids. Gene Ontology annotation, cellular component: extracellular region. Gene Ontology annotation, molecular function: chemokine activity. Gene Ontology annotation, biological process: defense response; immune response; chemotaxis. Lineage: Eukaryota; Metazoa; Chordata; Actinopteri; Salmoniformes; Salmonidae. The record is from RefSeq and is a predicted model, not a curated record.
CACAGCCAACGCAGACUCAAGAUGCCUUUCAAGACACACUACCUGUUGGUGUCCCUGACUCUCUGCUGGUUCGUGGCUCUUCAAGCAUUCCCCAUGAACGGCUGUGCUGCAUGUCAGAAGUGUCGCUGCAUCCGGACGUCCUCUGCUUUCAUCUCUCCAAGGCUGUUCCACAGGAUAGAGAUCCUACCUCCAGGUGCCCACUGUCGUCAAACAGAGAUCAUCGUUACCAAGAAGGACAAAGCCACCGUCUGUGUGACUCCAGAUGCACGAUGGAUCAACAAAGUCAUUGUCAAGUUACAAAGUACCAACAAGAAGAAGAGAAGUGCAGAACUUCCCCAUCUCAACCACCAUUGAGUGAAUUGGAACAGGAAUGUAUCAAGUUGGAGCUCAAUGGACAUGUGACACCAAUGUGAUACCAAUGUG